Messenger RNA from Photinus pyralis (common eastern firefly), 1105 nucleotides. RefSeq names its product 15-hydroxyprostaglandin dehydrogenase [NAD(+)]-like. NCBI's taxonomy places the organism in Eukaryota, Metazoa, Arthropoda, Insecta, Coleoptera, Lampyridae. The record is from RefSeq and is a predicted model, not a curated record. Gene Ontology annotation, cellular component: cytoplasm. The transcript is spliced from 5 exons. Gene Ontology annotation, molecular function: oxidoreductase activity, acting on the CH-OH group of donors, NAD or NADP as acceptor. Bases 168 to 971 code for a protein of 267 amino acids.
CAAGUGUACUUGGACGGAGUUGAUCUGCUACUGAGGUGAGAUGUCAACUUUUUGAUGGCUCCAUAAGGGGAAAAGAUAGUCAACAUUGAUAAACCCUAAGGUCAUUAUUCCGCAACAUUACUUAUUUGUUAGUCACCAAUUAGGUACCAUAGUGUGGAAGUACAGCGAUGUUUGAAAUAUACGGGAAAGUUGCAUUGGUAACGGGGGGUGCUGGAGGAAUUGGUUUGGCAAUUGCAAAGGAGCUUCUUAAGAAUGGACUGAAGGGGGUCGCUAUUGUUGAUACCAAUCAACUGCGAGGUAAUGCAGCUCUGCAUGAUAUUCGGCAAGAAUUUGGAGAGGGUAAAGCAAUAUUCCUACACCACGAUGUAUCUGUCAGAAGUCAAUUUGAAGAUGCCUUUAAGGCAGUAAUUGAAGCGUUCCAAAAUUUGGACAUUGUGGUCAACAAUGCCGGUAUCUAUAAUGAGAAGGAUUGGGAACGAACAAUCGCCGUAAAUCUGAUGGGAACAGUAAAUGGAACAAUGUUAGCUUUAGAAAAUUACUUACCGCAAAAUAAAAAAGGGGAAGAAGCUGUAAUUUUAAAUGUCUCCUCGAUUGCGGCGUUUUUAUUUUGUCCUGCGGCUCCAUCAUAUACUGCUAGUAAAUGUGGCAUAUUGGCACUAACUUCUUGUAUGGGGCAGCACGCACACUACCAAAGGAAAAAAGUAAGGGUAAUGGCAAUUUGUCCUAGUACCACUGCUACAGAGUUGUACACUGAAAGAAAAAGUACAGCAAUAAAUGAGGAAUACGUAAAGUUAUUGGAGGACUUCAUGGAAGGAGGAGGGAUGACAUAUGAACUACAGUGGCCCGAAGACGUCGCUAGGGGAGCGGUACAAAUAAUUAAAGAAGCUAACAAUGGGUCCAUAUGGAUGGCUGAGGAUAAAAAACCACCCUACGAAGUAGAUUUCGUUGCCAUGAAUCAAGUUAAACGUUAAUUUUGUUAAUUUCUACUCAGUAGCUGUAGUUUCGCGUUUCUAUCCUAAUCGGGGAACCACCUGCCUGCUUUUACAAAACCAAUAAAGUUUUGGUGUUCAGAACACCUACACGAUCCUUGAUCGUCAUUGUUCAA